Messenger RNA from Dipodomys spectabilis (banner-tailed kangaroo rat), 3170 nucleotides. It is a transcript of the gene Aggf1, whose product is annotated as angiogenic factor with G-patch and FHA domains 1. The transcript has 14 exons. Bases 328 to 2478 code for a protein of 716 amino acids. Gene Ontology annotation, molecular function: protein binding; nucleic acid binding. Lineage: Eukaryota; Metazoa; Chordata; Mammalia; Rodentia; Heteromyidae. The record is from RefSeq and is a predicted model, not a curated record.
UCCAGGCGCUCUUCGGGUCCCCUGACCAGCCUUCCUCUCGUUAAAUCGGUCACCCGGGAAAGAAGGCAGUUGUCCCUACAACGUGCUGCUCGCUAGGCCGUUCGCACCGAGCAGGGGGUCGCGCUCAGUCCCUUUGUGUGUGCCCCACAGCCCCGUUCCGCUACAGGCGACGAGACUCGGGGCGCCAUGGCCCGGGGCCGCCGCGGCCUGGCGGGGGUGAGGCCGCCGUUCGCAGCCCGCGCACUCCGGUGGCCUCUGCGCCCGCCGGCGCCGCUCGCGGUCUGAACCCACCCUCCCCGCGCCCGCGGGCCGCCUCGUGCGGUCUUCAUGGCCUCCGAGGACCCGUCCCCGCCGCCGCCGCCCUCGCCGUCGCCGCCCGCCUCCCCCGAGCCCGAACUGGCCCAGUUGCGGCGGAAGGUGGAGAAAUUGGAACGCGAGCUACGGAGCUGCAAGCGGCAGGUGCGGGAGAUCGAGAGGCUGCUGCACCACACGGAGCGGCUGUACCAGAGCGCCGAGAGCAGCAACCAUGAGCUCCGCACGCAGGUGGAAGAACUCAGUAAAAUACUACAUUGUGGCAGAAAUGAAGAUAACAAAAAGCUUGAUGUAGAAGUACAAACAGAGAAUCACCUUCCUUGGUCAAGUUCAGAUUAUUAUUACCAGACCUACUAUAAUGAUGACAAUCUUCCAAAUAAAGAGAAUGAACUCUCUGUUCAGCAGUGUCAGUAUGUUGAAGCUCCUUCUCUUAAUUCUGAAGACCAGGCACAAAUAGAAAAUGCUUAUACUAGUACUGAUUUAACAGAAAAUGUCAGAUGUGGACAGGAGGAUCAUUUUACCUCCAACUCACAGGAGUCAGCAUCUGCAUUAGCAACAGAAGGAGAUGGUACAUCCUUAGAAGGUUCAUCACUAGCUGAAAGUUUGAGAGCUGCAGCAGAAGCUGCUGUAUCACAGACUGGUUUUACUUAUGAUGAAACUACUGGACUAUAUUUUGAUCACAGCACUGGUUUCUAUUACGAUUCUGAAAAUCAACUAUAUUAUGAUCCUUCUACUGGAAUUUAUUACUACUGUGAUGUGGAAAGUGGCCGAUACCAAUUUCAUUCUCGUGUAGAUUUGCAGCCUUAUCAGACUUCUAGCACAAAGCAAAAUAAAGAUAGAAAACUGAAGAAGAAAAGAAAGGAUCCAGAUUCUUCUACAACAAAUGAGGAAAAGGAUUUGAAUUCAGAUCAAAAGUCCUCUAGUGUUGAAUAUAUGAACUACAGUGAGGCAGAAAAUUGUGCAAGUGGGAAAAAGAAGGCCAAAGUAGACUGCCAUUACAAAAAUAUUUCCCCUAAAUUCACCAUUGCAAUUAGUGAAAACUCUUUAGAAUCUCCUCUAAAAGAGAAGAUUCCUAAUUCAACUUCAUUUAAAGAUGAAAAAAUCAUAGAAAGUGACAGUGAGCCAGAAGAAGGUGAAAUCACAGAUUCCCAGACUGAGGACAGUUGUAACGAAGAUGAAAGCAGUGAAGACAAUGGAGCUACAGAAGAAAUGGAGGAGGAAGAUGCAGAAAAAAUUUGGCCUCCAUGUAUUAGAGUAAUUGUUAUUAGAUCACCAGUGCUGCAGACAGGAUCACUUUUUAUCAUUACAGCUGUAAACCCUGCUACAAUUGGAAGAGAAAAAGAUAUGGAGCAUACUCUCCGAAUCCCUGAAGUGGGUGUCAGUAAGUUUCACGCAGAAGUUUAUUUCGACCAUGACUUACAAAGUUAUGUCCUUGUGGAUCAAGGCAGUCAAAAUGGCACAAUUGUUAAUGGAAAACAGAUUAUUCAGCCCAAAACAAAAUCUGAUCCUUACGUACUUGAACAUGGAGAUGAAGUGAAAAUCGGAGAAACUGUACUUUCCUUCCAUAUCCAUCCUGGCAGCGAGACCUGUGACGGCUGUGAGCCAGGGCAGGUUAGAGCUCACCUUCGCCUUGAUAAGAAAGAUGAGUCUUUUGUUGGCCCAGCAUUAAGUAAAGAGGAAAAAGAAUUAGAAAGAAGAAAAGAAUUAAAAAAAAUACGAGUAAAAUAUGGUUUGCAGAACAUAGACUAUGAAGAUGAAAAGGCCUUGAAGAAUCCAAAAUAUAAAGACAGGGCUGGAAAACGCCGGGAGCAGGUGGGAAGUGAAGGGACUUUCCAUAGAGAUGAUGCACCAGCAUCUGUUCAUUCAGAAAUUACUGAUAGUAACAAAGGUCGGAAGAUGUUGGAGAAGAUGGGUUGGAAGAAAGGAGAGGGCCUUGGAAAGGAUGGUGGAGGAAUGAAAACUCCGAUCCAGCUUCAGCUUCGGCGAACACAUGCGGGCUUGGGGAUAGGCAAACCAUCUUCAAUUGAUGAUGUUCAUCCUCUCCAAAACAAGAACAAAAAAAACUGGGACAAAGCUCGAGAACGGUUUGCUGAAAAUUUCCCAGAAACUAAACCAUCAAAAGAUGCAACAGGGACCAUGCCUUGGGUAAAAGGAACUGUGGAAUGAAGGUUUAUCAUGGAGUAUAGUUCACACCUUUAAAAAGUUUGGAAAUUUCUAUUGCAAAAACUUUUCUCCCCAGGAGUCAGAGAGAUGAGGAAAUGUAUUACAAUUAACCUCUCAUGAUUCAGAAAUUUAUAAUAAAGUAUGGUUUGCAGCUUUUAGAAACUUUUUUAUUUUGUUUUAAAUUUUACUUUCUUUUUUUGUGCUAGUGUGGAGCUUGAGCUCAGGGCCUCAUGCUAUCACUUUGGUUUUCAUUUAAGGCUGGUGCUUUUCCACUUGAGUCACACCUCCAUUUCUUUUUUCUCCAGAAAAGAGUCUCUUGGGCAUUUCUUCCCAAGGCUGGCUUCAACUAUAAUUCUCAGAUCUCAGCCUUCUGAGAACCUAGGAAGUGAGUAGCUCACAGGGGUGCCCAGAAAAAACUUUUUAAAAGUAAUAAAUAUGAACUGAAGAAGUUAUUCACUGAGUAGACUGAAGUUCACAGGGCAUGGUCAAACAGUAUUUUACCUUGAUAUUUACAACACUCUAGAAGAAUUAGCUAUUCAGCAAACUUCCUAUAACCACUAAAGACUUAAAUGUAUGUUUGUCUUUGUCUCCAUGCAGUCAUUGUUAUAAGAUGCACAGCAGAAGAAACAUCAAAAGUGUAUAAAAACUGAUUAUAUGUAUCUUUGUUUAUGCUCAAUAGAACUUAGAUAAAAAUG